Homalodisca vitripennis (glassy-winged sharpshooter) is the source of this 2638-nucleotide messenger RNA. RefSeq lists its product as uncharacterized. The record is from RefSeq and is a predicted model, not a curated record. The transcript is spliced from 9 exons. Lineage: Eukaryota; Metazoa; Arthropoda; Insecta; Hemiptera; Cicadellidae. The coding region runs from base 1 to 1644 and encodes 547 amino acids.
AUGGAUCAAAGUCAUUCAAGUCGUGACAGAGAACUCAAUGAUCUGAACACCAAUAUUGAGAACAAACCUUCCGCUGCACUUCAAAAGAGGAAAUGUUUUGGUUUAACUUUGAAUAUUAAUUCAGAAGGAGAAUGUAAAAUUGAUGGCAAAAAGGUGAAUUCAAAUUCAGAAGAAAUACCAGUCCCAUAUUACUUGAGAGUACGAAACAGAAAACCUGUAGCCAAAUAUUUUGAGGACUCAGAUACCUCUGAUAGUGAUUGUGAACAACCCAGGCCUAACGUGAAGAGUUUAAAAACUGUUAAAAAACUUUGUAAUAAAAGAAAUUUGGCCAAGUUUUCAUUUAAGGAUGAGAAAGAACAGAAAGAAAUCAUCGGCAGUGUGGGCACCAACAUGCUAAAGUACGACAUAAAGAUAGAUCCAAACGUUGUAGAUCGAUACACCGAUGUUCCCGUGCAGCUGCUGUCUGGAGCUGUGAUGCCUCCCUCAGAAAGUCCGGAUACCAAACGAAGACGGGUUGAGAAGGAGAACAUGGUAGUUGCCAGACAGUGUCGACUUCAUCCUGCAAACAAGAAGUACAACUUAGGGCCUGUGGUCAACCCACCGCCCAUAUCUCCAGGGAAAAUGGUCGGCUAUACACCAGCAGGCCAGCGCCAUGAAGUAGACCUAAACAAUGGACGUCCCACUUGGUUUAAUUCCGAGUACGCUCGUAUGCAGUUUGACGAUGCGACCAAGAUCAACGUUAGUCGCAUGUUCCACGAUAUGGAGAAUGGAAGUUUCCUGCCUGAUGGUCUGGACCCAAAUGUGGAGAGACGACAUUUUGCAGAGAGAGCUCUUGUCUCAGCUGAUGCUGCCAAACAUUUUGAGAAGUUAAAAAUUGGCUCAAAUAAUGGAUCUUCAGAUUCAGAUACUGCUUUAGCUGACCACAUGAGUUUCCUCGAGACAGAGAAGCAACUCCUAGAGUUGAACAUGUUUGCUGCAGUGAGGCUGACAGACUUCUCUGAUCAAGUUGCUAACAAACUUACCAAUGCUCUCACGUGGAAACUGACACCACUAAUGUUUAAGAAGAAUCCUCUGAUCAUAGAAGUUUUAGAAAAGUUGUCUAUUGAGAGAACACAUGUAGAUGUGGUCCGACCAGCCAGGGCACUUCUCAACAAGAUAAAGGAUCUGUUUGAAGUACCAAAGGGACAGACUUUCAAGGAAUACUUUGCAUUUGAGGUGGAAGAUUUCAUUCGGAGAACAAAAAAUAUGUCUCCGUUUGAUGUAUUGAUGAUGACCAAGGAGCCAGAUGAGGAACCAGAAAUUAGCAGUGAAGAAGAAGAAAUUAAAGAGGAGAAUAUAUUACAAAAUUCUGAAGAAUCAGAUGAGGAGAAUGAAAAUGACGAAUGGAUCCCUGCCGAAGGAGGUUAUUGGGAGGAUGCCAUGCGAGUCAAUGAUGAAAAUUCGGCCAUCUCUGAUCCUUGGGACUCUAGUAGUUUCACAAUCAUUGUUGAUGAAGAGGACAACAAUGGUGAAGACUCUGGGGCAAUGCAUACCGUGGAGUCUCAGUCCAAUGUAGAACCGUUGAUGUUGAGUACUAUCCAUGGUAUGCUUCUUGUUAUGGAAUUUUCCACUUGCAUCGUUUACAGUUUUUUUGAAUACAUCUAAUCCCAAAACGAGGAAUAAUUCUCCACACAAUACAAAACGAGCUUCAUUGAGUGCCUGUACCAAUGCAAUGAAUGCGCUUAUAGUUUUAAGAAUAUUGUAUUUAGAAUUUGUAACUGUAUCGUACAAUGUACAAGAUAAGAAAGAUAGUAACUGAGAUGUCGGAAGACAGUUUAGUCAUCUCAGAUGUACCUGAUUCUAUGACAUUUUAAAAUAGUUUCGUCUGAUACACGAAAUGUAGCUUCAAUUUGAUGUACUGCGUAAUGUAACUGUGAAGCUGCUGUUGUAUGUAUUCCAAUCUUGAACUACUUCUAUUUUAACUUAAGUUUGCAGUUCUAGACCUUGUGCGAUUUUAAUUCAUAUUUACAAUUAAGAAUGUUUUUCAUAAUUUAUAGUUAUUUAUUUUACUAUAAAAUUAAGUUUAAAGGUUCAUUCAUAAUUUUAUAAUUAGCUAGAUUCUGAAAAUAAUGUAUUUAAUUUCAUUCCGUUCAGUGUUCACUGCCAAGUAGUAACAAUUGUUAAUUAAUUACUCACACAUUCCAACAAUAGGGGUAAUUAUUAAACGACAAGUGUUUGAAAAGUAUUUUAAAUUACUUCACUUUUUUUUAAUAUGAUACAGAUUUGCUUUCCUCAGUGUUAUAUAAUAUUCUUAUUUUAGUUUAAUGUUAAAUUACCAGUAUAUUCUUUUCAUAUUAUGAUUCAUGUUUAUAUAUAUGCAUAACAAUUGCAAAUUUAAAAGAAAUAUAUGUGGUUCGUUAAGUAUUGUGCAAUAAAUAAAAAUUGUGUUAAAUUAAUGUAUUAGUACUUUCUGAUCUGUUAAUAUUAAGCUACAAUAGGUAUAAUACUAGCUAUUUAACUUUUAAUUAAUUAUAUAUAGUUUUGAUUUCACUUACAUAGUUUUUAAACAAAAUGUUUCAUUGUCAUGGUAAAUGUACCUAACCUUUGACCUAAGACUGAAUUGUAAAAAUUUGUGAUAGCAAUAAAAUGUUUACCAGUU